CAGGUAUUCUCUACUAUUGAACAUUCUGAUUCAACUCCUGCUCUAUUACAUACCAAGCUUCUCUUCACUAACAUAACCUUUCGUUAUUAAAUGACUAUGGCUGGAAGAUCGGUGAACCAACAAGUCCGCCGGGAGGUCCGUCGACAGGUCCGACAGCAAAUCAAACGCUUCCGCAAGUCCAGUCGCCGUCAGAUGGUUAACAUUAUUCGACAUGAAGUUCGGCAACUUUUCAACUUACCCGGACGCGUUACUGCUAACGCUUCCACCACCACCGGUGUUGUCGCCGACGGUAGUGUUGUCGCCGAUGGUAGUGUUGUCACCCAUGGUAGUGUUGUCGCCGAUGAUAGUGUUGCACCUGUUCCUACUGCUCCGGCCAUUCCCGCCGUUGCUGGUGACGCCGAAUCUAGCAACUCUGGCCCAAGUGCCAAGACUCACUUAGACGCCAAUGGCCGGGUUAUCAAUCACCCCACCGCUCAUGGUGAGAUUACGGAUGACUUCCAGAAGUUUCGUUGCCUAAAGGAUGGUUGUGGUGCUGAGAUUAAAAAUGUUCAUCGGAACAUUCAAUCGCACUUGAGUAAAAUCCACAACGCAAGCUCAACACACCAAAUCAAGAGCAGUAAGAUGGUGCGACAUUGCAGUAUUUGCAAUAAGGAAACCCCGAGUUUCCAUGGUCUCGUAUGCCACAUCAGAGAUCAUCACAAGUUCAAGGGAAAUACCAGUGCCAUCUGGGCACAAUACGAGACGACGGAGGAUGGAGAUGUGAUUAACGUGGAAGGUCAAUCAAAGGAAGAUUAGGGACUUAUGGAUAUUCUUUGAGAGGAAUUAUGAAUCAUAUCUAGCUGUUGGGCUGUGAGCCCAUUAUGAAGAGACGAAUCUCACAAUGCAAUGGAAGCUAGAGUGAGAUAGGAAUGCGGUACUGCUCGGACGAUAUCGUCUAGCAAAAAUUGAUGAAUUUCACC
This is a messenger RNA of Annulohypoxylon maeteangense, 959 nucleotides long. RefSeq lists its product as uncharacterized. The transcript is spliced from 2 exons. The record is from RefSeq and is a predicted model, not a curated record. NCBI's taxonomy places the organism in Eukaryota, Fungi, Ascomycota, Sordariomycetes, Xylariales, Hypoxylaceae. Bases 91 to 795 code for a protein of 234 amino acids.